Neurospora tetraspora is the source of this 912-nucleotide messenger RNA. Its product is annotated as GAF domain-like protein. Gene Ontology annotation, cellular component: cytosol. The coding region runs from base 289 to 819 and encodes 176 amino acids. Lineage: Eukaryota; Fungi; Ascomycota; Sordariomycetes; Sordariales; Sordariaceae. The record is from RefSeq and is a predicted model, not a curated record. The transcript has 5 exons. Gene Ontology annotation, molecular function: L-methionine (R)-S-oxide reductase activity; protein binding.
UCCAAUCCCAUCUGGCUGAUGAUUCAAUCCGGUCCCUCAAGCGGAGCAAAGUGGUGGAUCCACCGGGAGCCAUUCGGGACGGCCCAUCGGCUGCCGGUGCAGCGGCUGUCCCGCACGAACCGGAGCACGUCAGCGCCAUCCGGCCCCACUUCCCCAGAUUCGGAAAUGAAGAACGACAAAUCUCAAAAAGUUCAAGGUCGUUUUCUUCGUGGUCCAACAUCACCACUCUCACAUACACGAAUUCCAGAAUCUGUACAUAGGAAAAACGGGUCGUAAUAAUAAGUCAAAAUGGUCCACGCCGACGCUUCCAACUUUGCCGCCGACAUUACCAAGGAGGAGGCCUACCAGCAGGUUCUCGACCAAGCUGAAGGUCUCUUCUAUGAGCAGAGGAACUGGGUUUGCAAUCUGUCCAACUGCGCUUCACUUCUCUGGCACGCCUUCAAGUCGCUUCCUGCUCCGAGCAACCAGGUUAACUGGGCUGGUUUCUACACCCUCAACCACCCCUCCACCACCGAACUCAUCCUAGGCCCCUUCCAAGGCAAAGUAGCCUGCCAAACCAUCGCCUUCAGCCGGGGCGUAUGCGGCGCGGCAGCCGCCACCAAGACCACCCAGCUCGUUCCCGACGUCGACGCCUUCCCCGGUCACAUCGCCUGCGACGGCGACAGCAAGAGCGAGAUUGUGGUUCCCAUCGUCGUUGACGACAAGGUGGUGGCUAUCAUCGAUGUGGAUUGCGCGGAACUGAAUGGGUUCGAUCAGGUUGAUAAGGUGUGGUUGGAGAAGUUGGCGGAUUUGGUCGCGAGGAGUUGUGAUUGGCCUUGAGCGUGACGAGACGAGGGGGUGAGGAGUGUAUGAUGGGAGGAGGAUAAAGGGUAGGAAGGAUGGUUGGUUGGGGCUUAAAACUGAAGGGGUUGC